Molecule: messenger RNA, 1998 nt
Organism: Bemisia tabaci
Lineage: Eukaryota; Metazoa; Arthropoda; Insecta; Hemiptera; Aleyrodidae
Source: RefSeq, a predicted model, not a curated record
GAAAGUAUUGUUUCGUAAAACGGUGCCCAAAACAGGCAGUUUGGAAAAUCUGAGAGAAAUGUAGAUUGAACGGUAAACCCAAGCAGUGCUCGUUUAAAAAAGAAAUAAAGGAAGUUUUUAUAAGUGCGGUGCUACAAAACGAAACGAUAUAUAAGUUCUUUUGAAAAUGAUCAUUUUAAUUUCAAAACGUCAUAUUUGAUUUUUGGGCCUUCCUAGCUAGAACUUUUGAUUUACUAGCAGGCAAAUUAAGUUCCUCGCCACAGAACAUCGGAGAGUAAACAAUCAAAUGAAGUGAUAUUAAAUAUUAUUGUAUUUAAAUAUUUAGUCUGUACUUUUUUAUCUGGGGUGGAAUUCAUCUCUCGAAUUAGUCAACUUUAAUGAAAUAUACCGGCUAACUAGAAGAUUCAGAAAACCGCAUUUCAAAACUAAAGAAUUUAUAAACUUGUUCUUUACAUAAUUUAGUGCGUCAUCAUUAUUUUUGUGUAAGCUAUCAGUGCUUUUUUGCGGACAGUUCACCUGAGAACUAUCAGAAUCACUCUCUAAAUACUCACAUUGAAUGUAAGCACGGAUUACGAAAUGUCCGUGCUAGAAAGGUUAAGGUCGGAGAUAUUGCCGAAAGCCGUGAGGGAAAAACAAUUUGGUCAUAACGUCGUCAAAUUUUUAGAAUUCAAGAUUGAUACAAAUUAUGCCGCCGCCGACCAAUUUGCGUCGAGUAUAUAUUUUGGUGACAUCAUUUCAGAAACAGAGACUGGGGACCGCAUGACACAGAGUGUUGUGGUAAAAGCUCAAGCAUCAGGAGGCAAGUUUGCGGAUACAAAUGACUUGUUCUCGCGCAACAUCCAGCUUCACAACGAGAACUUGUUUUAUACAGAAAUCUUACCUCUCCUGUGUCAAUGUGAUCCUAGCGGCACAAUAUCAGGUAUCUUCCCGAGGUUUUUCUACGGACACAUCGUCGAUGGCAACCCAAUGCAAGAUCUCUUAAUUUUUGAAAAUGUCCAAAAGCGAGGUUACAAACUGUCACCAUGGAAGGCUUUCAACGACUACGCUCAUAUAAAACUUUCUCUUGAGUGGUUAGGUAAGUUUCAUGCAACGUCUUUGGUUUGUAAAAAGAAAUUCUCUAGACAAUUAAAAGAAGUCGUCUCGAAAAUAUUGGAGAGUCACUGGACAGAGAAAAAGUUGGCUAAGGACGAUGCGUUUUUUAGAGAGAAUUGCAAACGGGGGAUUCUUCCCCUCCAAAAUAAUCCAAACUACAAAGACAGGCUGAGAGAUUUGUCGGCACUGGUUGAGAGAGCCAAUCUCUCCAUGGCGAAAAUAGUCGCCCCCUAUGAGCCCUUGUCGCUGAUUUGCCAUGGCGAUUUUUGCAGGAACAAUAUUUUCUACAAGUACGACGCAGAUGGUAAGCCAUGUGCGGUGAUUUUUUUCGACAUGGCUACCCUCAGAUACUCGUCACCCGCGAUCGAUUUCUCAUUCUACUUGUUCAUGAACUCCUCACCAGAGGUCAGGUCUGAUCACUGGAUGGAAAUUCUGCAAGCAUAUUAUACGUCUUUGACGUCCAACCCAGAACUGGAUCCGGGGGAAACUCCAACUUUCGAAGAUUUCCAGCUUGACCUUCGAAGACGUGGUUUCUAUGGUUACGCUCAUGCUAGCUUUUUCCUACCACUGAUGCUAACAGGUAAAAAGUUAGAAGACGAAGACUGGAAUGGGAAGGAUUUGGACGCUCUCAUCCAAAUGAGUCUUCAAACUGGAGGUGAAGAGGCAACUCGAUACGUAACCAAGAUCGUUCAGUUCAUGAUUGAUCAAAAUUUUGAAUUUCACUACAUAAAUGACUUGAAAGUAGAUGCAUUGAAUAAAUUUGAUGUAUGAUAUGUGAUAGAAAAUAAGUAUUAUAGUCUUCUUCUCCUGCAAAAUUCAACUGAGAACGAUUAUUAUCCCGAUGUAUUCUGAACAUACAAUAAAUGUAAUGAAAUGUUAUGAAUUUGGUUGGUAUACGCUAAAUAA